GUUAAGGUGUAAGGGAUGGUUAACAGUGUAUUUACAAAUGUAAUUACAGAAGUUAAUUACAGAUAUAAUUAAAUGCAGGUGUUUAUUCAAGCAUAAGUACAUAGUAAAUAGAUGCAUUUACACAAUAAUAACAUUGUAAAAAACUAUUAAUUCCUGUGCAAGUACAUAUUAGUUAAGGCCACUUAUAACGUGGGACCCAAAUAUUUGACGUCCUCUGGUCUGAUAGAACUAAGAUUCUGAAGCAACAUCAAGACAUCAGCCGAGAAAUUAAAACUUGACCACAAAUGGGUCUUCCAAACAGACCAUGACCCUAUUCAUACUGCCAGAUUACUUCAAAUGUGCUUUAAGGACAACAGAGUGAAUGUUUUGGAGCGGCCAUCACAAAACCCUGAUCUCAAUCCUAUAGAAAAUUUGUGAGCAGAGUUGAAAAAGCUUCUGACUCAGUCAUACCAAUUCUGUCAGGAGUAAUGGGCCAAAAUUCCUUCAAACUAGUAUGAGAAGCUUGAGGUAAGAUACCCAAAACAUUUGACCAUAGUUAUACAGUUUAAAAGCUAGACAAAAACAUACCAAGGAAAUAUGUGUAAACUUUUCAUUGUCUAAAAAUUAAUUUAAAAAAAUUCUGGAAAAAAAAAAAAAAAAAAAAUUCUCAUUUUUCUGGCAUUUAGCAAAUAUAAAUAAUUUAGGUAAUCCUAACGGACCUGAAAUAGUAAACGUUUAGCAUGAUUUACCAUCAGACAUUUUUUUUUAAAUGGUUGUUCAUUUUUUAGAGUAUACCUGUAUGUAAACUUCUGCUUUCAACUGUAUAUAUAAAGGAUUUUAAUGCACUUCGCAACUGCACACUGCUUAGUGUCGUUGGGGUCCUUCGCCUCCACAUUGUGCAUUAAUAUCCUUUACGCUUGGCAAUAAUCCCUUCACAUAAUAUAUCUUAUAUAAUGCUGUAGAAUGUUUUUAAGUUGCAGUCUGAAUCUACAUUAUAAAACCUGUAAUAAUAUAAUACUAAUAAUAAUAAUAAUAAUAAUAAUAUUUUCUUUUAGUUAGUUUUCUUCAGUUUCUUUAGAUAGUUUCUACUCAAACUAUCGCUAUAUUGAGUGCUUAUUUCAGUUAAUUUCAACAGUUCUAUUGCAAGAACUAAAUCAAACUGACUUUCUCUCAUGUCUCGUGAGAUUGGCUGUUUACUGCACGUGUCACACUUUUCAUGUUAAUCACUAACCCCUAGUUAGUUUUAAAUGUUGCUUAAGCACCAAAUAAUAAGAAUAUGUUUAAUACUUUGUAUACAAUAUUGCAGAUUGCUGAACCAAUUCUAAAAAAGAAUGAACAAAAAGAAAGAAAGCUUUUGUAUUGGUGAAGACUUCCUUUUUCAAUCUUGAUUUUACUUUGACACACGAAGAGGAAGUUUGCUUUGAUAUACAUUUUGUCAGUCUUUCCCUUAUAUGAGAACAUUAAACUUGUGCCAAGACACAAGUUUUCUUACAUACUCUAUACAAUAAUAAAUGUAUAAAUAUACAGGAUAUAAAUAGGUUGGCUAGCAUAUUUGCAUAUCUGCAUAUUGCAUUAUUUAAGGAAAUAAAGUGAUUGAGAAAGACUUUAAGAUGUUGCCUUCCUGGUGUUGUUAUGAUUCAGACAGAGGAAGCUGAGACAACUUCUGAACUGUUGUUUCCCCCAAACUCUAUCUUGUUUCACACUUUAAGUGAGAUAGAAUCAGCAUACUAGCAGUUUUUCUAGUCUGAAACAGCUCUUACCGUUGAACAGCCAUGACGCCCAACACCAGUUUACAUCAUUGUGGUACAUCCAGUCAGGAACUGGUGGCAUCCGUCCUUCCUCCUGUCCUCAUCAUUGAGCUGUUACUCGGUCUGCCUGGCAAUGUCUUGGCACUGUCAGUCUUCAGCAAAAACUUCAGGUCUUGGAGGGCCAAUGUCACAUUUCUCUUCAACCUGGUUUUGUCUGAUUUCAUGCUUCUUGUGAGUCUGCCAUUCCGUAUUGACAACUUACUCCGUGGUGAGAAGUGGAUAUUUGGAGAUGCUUGGUGUCGGAUCAACCUCUUCAUGCUGUCAGUCAAUCGUUCGGCCAGCAUUGCCUUCAUGACUGCUGUGGCUUUGGAUCGCUACUUUAAAGUGGUCCACCCACAUCACAGAAUCAACCAUGCUAGCACAAAAAAAGUAGCUGGUGUUGCCUGCCUCAUCUGGGCUGUUGUGAUAUCUCUGAAGAUUCCUUUGCUGACCAACACCCUUCUGACUGUGGAGAAAAAUGUUUCGCUUUGUAGAAGCUUCAGCAACUAUGAAAAGCCAUCACUACGCAUCCAACUUCAUUAUGCUCUGUUUGUCUUGGAGUUUUUUGUGCCUCUGUUACUGCUGGUCUUUUGCUCUGUGAGAAUUGCAUGUGUUCUAUGUUCUCGCCAAAUUGACAAGGACAAAAGAGGGCAAAGGGCAAUUCGAACCGUCUUGGUGAUAGUUGUUGUUUUUGUUCUCUGUUUUUUUCCUAGCAUCGGAACAGGACUGUUGGCACUUUAUUUAAAAAAUCUGGGGAGUGAGUACUGUAAGGCUUACAAUAUUAACGGUCAGUUGUUCUCUAUUUCUAUAGCUUUCACCUACUUAAACAGCGCACUGGACCCGGUUAUCUACGGCUUCUCCAGCUCUGUCUUUCGCAAUUAUUUGAAACGAGCUAUAAACCGGACUGGAAUGAUGCAGCUACAGAUGAGCAGACGGGGCAGUAUGCCCAGUGGUAGUGACUGAAAAUGACUUAAUGCUUUUUGAAUAAUGACUUUUCACUUUUAUUUUGUUUGUCAAAUCACACACACAUAUAUACAAUUGAAGUCAGAAUUAUUAGCCUUGAAA
Molecule: messenger RNA, 2831 nt
Organism: Danio rerio (zebrafish)
Lineage: Eukaryota; Metazoa; Chordata; Actinopteri; Cypriniformes; Danionidae
Source: RefSeq, a predicted model, not a curated record